Messenger RNA from Cavenderia fasciculata, 753 nucleotides. RefSeq names its product glutamine amidotransferase. Lineage: Eukaryota; Evosea; Eumycetozoa; Acytosteliales; Cavenderiaceae. The transcript is spliced from 2 exons. The record is from RefSeq and is a predicted model, not a curated record. Bases 1 to 753 code for a protein of 250 amino acids. Gene Ontology annotation, cellular component: nucleus; cytosol.
AUGAAAAUUGCCAUAAAUCAUUUUAGUUCAUUGUACAUAAACUUUAUCAAGGGUUAUGGUUUGUUUGCAGAGGUUGACUAUAAAAUCUAUAAUGCCGUCAAUUUAGAGUUCCCAAACGAAGACGAGCAAAAUGAAUUUGAUGGAUACCUGUUGACAGGUUCCUCUGCAAAUAGUUAUGACAAUGAUAAUUGGAUCGUUAAACUGCGCACUCAUUUACAACAUCUAGACAAGUCGGACAAAAAGAUAUGCGGUAUCUGUUUUGGUCAUCAAGCGUUGGCACAUGCUCUUGGUGGUCAAGUUACAAAGAGUAAACUUGGAUGGGAGUUGGGACAAGUGACAGUUCAACUCAACAAUGAUGGUAAAAAGUUUAUCAAUGAAAUGAUUUCUUUAGAUAAACAAACAUUUCUUGUAGAUGGUGCAGACCUGUCAACCUUGACAGAUGUUGAUAGCAUUCAAGUAUUACAAAUACACCAAGAUAUUGUCCAAGUUGUACCUAAUGAUUUUAUUGUUAUUGGAUCUACUUCUCUAACACAGGCACAAGGUUUCGUCAAAAAGUCACCAUCGAAUCCAUCCAAAUACCAUAUUCUCACUUUCCAGGGCCAUCCUGAAUUCAAUGUUGAUUAUCUCACCGAAUUAAUCAAAGAAGAAGCACCACCAGAAUUGAUUGAACCCUCAAUUCGAUCACUUACCAACAAUCCAGACCAAAUGUUCAUGUCCAAGCUGGCAUUUAAUUUCUUUUUUAGACAAAAAUAA